GUAGUUAUUACACAUUAUUUGUCGAAGAAUCAUGAACAUCUUGUAUCCUCUCUAAUUCUCAAACACCAUGGAUUCAGAAAAGAGGAUCAAGUCCGUAGCAAUCAUCGGUGCCGGUGCAGCAGGAGCGGUUACCGCUGCGGCAUUCAAGGCAGAGAAUUACUUCGAGCGGAUUCAGGUAUUUGAGCGAAGGGAGACAGCCGGCGGCACAUGGAUCUAUGACGCCACGUCAUGGCCCAGUGCCAUCCCCAGACCCGGAAGCCUACCCCCAGAAUCGGAUCCGCCCUUGAACAUUCCGAAUAAUCUCCCGCAGAUCACACCCCCGGCUGGCCAAGAGAGAUUCUCCCAGACGCCAAUUUAUAACUCUCUGACGACUAAUGUCCCAGACAUUGCGAUGUGCUUUUCCGAUGCCAGGUUUGCGUAUGGACCCUUUGUUCCACACUGGAUUCCCCGUCAGUACGUGGAGAGUUACUUCGCUCUCCACAAAACCGAUUCAUUUCUGGUGCUCAACACAACUGUGGAGAGUGUUGCCAGGUUUUCUCCCACGUUGAGAUCCGGGCCCGAUAAAUGGAAACUGACACUUCGAAAACGCGAUUCUGUCCGGCAUGUCGAUAUCUGGUGGGAGGAAGUGUUCGAUGCCGUGGUUAUAGCGAACGGGCAUUAUUCGGUUCCUUACAUUCCCCAUGUCCCAGGGUUGGAAGACUUCACGAGGAAGUUUCCAGGUCGCGUAGUACACUCCAAAUCCUACCGCGUACCGAUCAUUUACUCGUCCAAGAAAGUGCUGGUCAUUGGGAACGCCACUUCGGGCCACGACCUCGCCGCCGAAUUGGUAUCAUAUGCUCGUCUUCCGCUCUAUCAGUCGAGAAGAUCCAAGUCGAGGUGGGACGGCGAUAGACCACCCCGAGGAAUAGAAUGGAAGCCUAUUGUCAAGAAAUACGAGCUCAACGGUAGGGUUGUGUUCGAUGACGACACCUACUUGGACGACGUUGACACGGUGAUCUAUUGCACGGGGUACAAGGCGUCAUUCCCCUUCUGGGAUGCUAAAACCAACGGGCGUCCGCUGUAUGAUUACAAAUCCGGAAAGUUGAUCCGAGGCUACUGGCACACCUUCUUUCAGGAUUUCCCAACUCUCGGGAUAGUAGGUCUCCCACGCUCCUUAACUUUCAGGAGCUUCGAGUACCAGGCCAUUGCACUUGCACGGCUCUUUUCUGACAGAAACUCGCUUCCGCUUCCUCCAUUAGAAGAGCAGGAGAGCUGGGAGAGGGAAAGGGAGGAGGAAACGAAGAGGGAAAGGAGAAAGUUCCAUGACAUCCCGUGGGAGUCCGGGGAGACGAUGGCGUGGUUGGAAGGUCUGUUUAGGAUUGCAGGACUGGGGACAUUGAAAGGGGAGGGCAGGAUACCACCUGUGCUGGGAAAGGACUUGAUAUGGGCACUGGAGCACUUGUCCAAGCACCCCAUACCAGGAAAGGGCAAGGAUGGGGACCAAGACAGUGACAAUGGAAAAGCAGAAGGCGACUGGGUCUUGGUGGAGAGGCAAGAAGGACCCGGGUUAGAUUCACUAGAUUUCUGAUGUCUCUGGGAGGCGAAGAUAGAUCUGAUACAGGCUCGAACUUCUGGUCAAUGAGGC
Phialemonium atrogriseum is the source of this 1624-nucleotide messenger RNA. RefSeq names its product thiol-specific monooxygenase. Gene Ontology annotation, molecular function: flavin adenine dinucleotide binding; NADP binding; N,N-dimethylaniline monooxygenase activity. The record is from RefSeq and is a predicted model, not a curated record. NCBI's taxonomy places the organism in Eukaryota, Fungi, Ascomycota, Sordariomycetes, Cephalothecales, Cephalothecaceae. The transcript has 5 exons. Bases 68 to 1567 code for a protein of 499 amino acids.